AUGGGUCGCUCUUCUUUAUUGAGGACAUUUUUUCUUGGUGUUCUUAUAAUCGCAACGUGGGUGCUCUUAGUCGCUGUUUAUCUCUUCGGCCGUCAAGGAAUCCUCUUGAAGAUAAAUUACCAAAACUCGUUGCUUAUCAUAACGGGAACGAUUGUGAAAGAAGAAGCGGCAAAGCAGCCUGAAAUCAGGCUGAAUGGAUUAAAUCAGCAUACAUGGGAAAAGCCGUGCCAGAUAAACCUCGAACAGCUCUGCAAUUAUCCAAUUUUUCCUAAGGCGCCGGAUAACAGAACCUUUGCGGAAAAAAUUGACUUGUUCUUCUCUAACGUUACAGUUGCUGGGAUUCGACUUAUAGGUUUCCUUCGUCCGAAUAUAUCCGGCGAAUAUUAUUUCUUGGUCGCUUCGAAUGGCGUCGCUGAAGUUUGGCUAAGUUCGGAUAAGAGCUGGAGAAACGCGCAAAAAGCCGCGUACACGAACCCUCAAAAUUCAAGCUCGGCCGUGGACAACAAGGCCUUUAAAGCAAUAAAAUCUCAGAUUUCUGAUGGCAUGUUUUUGUAUGCGAACUAUGACUACUAUUUUGAAGUGAUUUACGCUCAGGGGAUUCACGAAAGCAAAGAGCACCUAAUUCAGGUAGCUUGGAAAAGACCUGAAACGAAGAGAUUUGAAAUAAUAGUUGGAGAUUUCCUCACGCCAUACAAAAAAGACAGCCAUUUGGCUCAUCUACAAGUUUACGACGAUGAUCUGCCAGAAGUCCCCUCUUGCCGGGAAUUGCGGGUUAAAUACCCAGUCACGAACAAGUAUAUGGAGCCAGAGACGUUACCCUAUUUGCAACACGCAACAGUGGCACGCGCGCUAGACUUCUGUGAAUAUCAACCCAGUUAUCUUCUAAAACCUGCGAAUUUGUCCAACUUCAGGAAGUAUCACGGAGUAUACCGACAUACGCACAAGACAAGCGGCUAUCCGUUUCCUAACGUGAUGGGGGUGAAACAGGCUAGUAAGCUCUCUGUAACGUUUAUAGGAGAAUACCCCUUAGAUGCGAAAGAGGCUAUGGCAGUUGUAAGCCAAUACUUUGAAGCUCUAAAACAGGCAUAUCCGGGGUAAGUAAACUAAAUCAAUUCUUCCUUAUACCUUAUUAGCUGACUUCAGUGGAACCCCGCCUUAAGGCCACCUCGGUAAUAUGGUCACCUCGCUGUAACGGCCACGGUUAUUUGGCCCGGCAAAACGGCAAUACAGUUUGUUUAUAAAAAACCCUCGUUAAUACGGUCACCCGUUAAUACGGCAAACGGCCACAUUUUAAAAUCCCAACCAAUAGAAUCUUUUACAAUUUCGCCUCGUUAAUACGGCCACUCGUCAGAAAUUUCGAAUUGCUUUGAUCAGGAGGCUCCUGUAUUGACCUCAGUAAGUUGAGCUUGUUUUUCUACUGUUUUUAGACUAUAGUCACUUACAGUGCAUUUGUGAUUUAUGUGUGUGUUUUAUGUGCUGAAGAAGUUUCAAGUAGUUUUUUUCAAGUAGUUUCUACAAUUACGUACGGUACGCGAUAUCUACAUUGCUGUUGUCAGUGUUGUUUAUUACAAGAAGUGUAAAUGCGAUCAUGGUGUAUUCCUUAAGUCAUGAAAUUUGACCCUGCCCCGGCAAUACGGCCACCCCGUUAAUAUGGCCAAAUUGUUUUGUGACCCUUGAUGACCGUAUUAACGGGGUUCCACUGUAAGUAAAAAGCCUCCAGUGAGGUCUGUCUGCUCGCGCUUUCUAGCUUUUUAGCCCUAUAGCGCUACAGUCAACUCUAUCUAAGAUGGCUCCCUUUGGGACCGGUCCUAAGUGUCCGUUUCAGAGAGAUGUCCGUCUUAUAGAGGGUCAAAUGAACGAAUUAAAGAAAGUGGGGGAUCAAUUCCAAGGGUGCUUACCAUUUGACAGAAAAAUCCGGUUGGGGUGUCGAAACCAUAAUGGUAAGCGAUUUGCCAGUUUACCGUAGAAAUGCCACAUCCGUUACGGUUUGAAUCCAAACAAGGGCGAAUUUGUGUCCCGUGAGUCUGGAACCGAGAAGAAACUGAGAAAUUGGUUAAUGGUAAGCAAGAUUUCGUUUGGUUCGUACCAACCGGAACGAAAGGACUGCCUCAAAACGUACUCCUCAAUUUUCGGUUGGAAUUUCCGAAAACUGACCUUGCCAUUUUCCUUCCAUCCGGAAUUUCCGAAAUUUUCCGUCAAAUGGUAAGCACCCCAGGUGUCCGUUUUACAGAGGGGUCCGUCUUAUAGUGAGGUGUCCGUUAAGAAAGAGUCGAACGUAUUCACGCUGACGUCACUUAUCUAUGUUAAUGCGCCAACUAGAAGCGCAUUGGUUCUUGAAACAAAAGUCUCAGAGGAGACAUCUCUGCAACACGAGUGGAAAAAAAGAAUCUUUUGUCAACAGAGCACUUAUGCGCCAAUGAGUUUCCGGUUGGCACAUCAAUAUCAAUAACAGACGUCAGCGUAAGUUUCGCUCACCAUACACUACAAAAGCAAUAGUGCCUGUUGACAGGCUACUGAGUGAGUGAUUCAUUACUAGUUACCAGUUGCUGGUUACACGGACGUGGUCCGUACCUGGGCUACCUCGUUAGGCCUUUAAAUGGUGGCAAGAAACUGCCAAUUUGCGUUGUUUAAAAGAUGGAAUAAAUAGGAUAGGUAUUGGUGUUACAAUGAGGAAACAACUUUCUGGACAAUUGUCUGCGCGCGUGCGUUUGUUUCAAGACUGACUCCUCCCCAGUCCUCUCUUAUUGAACCUCUCCCCAGUGACGCGCAGGGUGUAACGGGAAGGACUGAGGAAAGCGUGUGAGAGAGUCUUCUUCUCUAUUUUCUCUUCCCAUUACCCCCUGUCCCCAUCAUGCGCGUUACGAAGGCGAUUAAGUACAAGUCAGUUCUUGAGAUACCAAAACCAGGAAAGUUUCUGAGGCGAUUCAGAUUUUCACAUAUUGGGUCGACGAAGGACUGAACGCAUACUAAUGAAAAAUCGAUUUUAAAUAUUCGAAACAUAUGAUCCUGAGCCUAUCGAUCGAUACGAACCUCGACACCAAUUUAGUCCCUUCAAAAAUGUUUCCGGGGUCCAAGAUAAGAAGACUAAUACCAGUUACAGUAUAAAAACAUAGGCACGUUCAACGUGCAUGAGCUAUUUUGAAUGCUUCAGUGUAACUAUAAUACUUGGGUGUAACCUUACCAAGAGUGAUGAAUCUACCUUUUUCAUCCUAAAUGUAGAUUUGGUUUUUGUGCGAAAUUGGGUAUUGCGCUACAUAAAUGAAAACGCGAAACGCUCAGCUGAGUCGAUCCUCAACCUAUGUAUUCACUUUCCUCUGUCUUUCCCAGUUACAUCUGGUGCAAGUUAAACAAAUUGCUAAAGUAAAAUAAAUUUCUACUCACCAAACGUUGAUUAGAAGGAAAACUCUAAGGUUUCCUCGGAGUUUCUUAAGCCAAAAUGUGACUCAUCGAAUACUGAAUAGUUACGAAAUACCAGGAUUUUUAUCAUUGAGGUAGAUGGUUGCGUCAUCAUAAUUCACGAGGUUUUCACGUGCGAUUCUACUCAGUGAAACAGUCUUUAACUCCGACAACUUAUUUCUUCAUGUUUUAAAAGCUAUUGCUUCUUAAAAGGCAAGAGCCUUUUUUAAGGCAUUGGUUACAAAACGAAACAGGUCUUCAUACGUCCAAGUUACUAUUUAUCAUUGUGAAAAGCCAAUCUGCAUGAGAUGUACAGUCACACAGCUGGCACGUGAAAGUGUUGGACUUUGUCCCCUUUCGUGGUUCGUACGUGAGGGAAUUCGAGUUAUCACACAAUAAACUAGUAAACAGAAUUAUAAAAAUAACUCUUGCACACAAUUUGCACGUGAAGAUGUUGGUCUUUGGCCCUUUUACAAUUCGUACGUUAAAAAAAAGGCAAAUUGUUUACUACAAAAUUUUCUCAAGCGAUUUUAAGAAAUCACCUCGGCUUCAUUACAACAUCUGCAAUUAAAUUAUGUUUCAUGCAACGUCAAGGUUGAUAACCUAACAUUUAUUAACAUUUGUGAGACAGUCUUUAACUCCGACAACUUAUUUCUUCAUGUUUUAAAAGCUAUUGCUUCUUAAAAGACAAGAGCCUUUUUUAGGGCAUUGGUUACUAAACGAAACAGGUCUUUAUACGUUCAAGUCACUAUUACUAUUGUGAAAAGCCAAUCUGCAUGAGAUGUACAGUCACACAGAUGGCACGUGAAAGUGUUGGACUUUGCCCCCUUCCGUGGUUCGUACGUGAGGGAAUUCGAGUUAUCACACAGUAAUCGAGUAAACAGAAUUAUAAAAAUAACUCAUGCACACGAUUUGCAUGUGAAGAUGUUGGUCUUUGGCCCUUUUACAAUUCGUACUUAAAAAAAACGCAAAUUGUUUACUACAAAAUUUUCUCAAGCGAUUUUAAGAAAUCACCUCGGCCUUAUUACAACAUCUGCAAUUAAAUUAUGUUUCAUGCAACGUCAAGGUUGAUAGCCUAACAUUUAUUAACUUCCAAGAAAAUUAUCAAACUGCCGAAAUAUAUCUCUGCUCAUAUCAUGUUACUCCACUCAAUAAAGCAGUACCUAAUUAUUGUGUCAACUAGCUUCUUCCAAUUUUAUUCCCUAACGCUACUGUUUCUACUUAAGUUUAUACGCAUCUUUACUAAAUAAAAUACGUUUCAAUAACUAUAAUGCUUAGUAUGCAGGAAGGAUGUAUCAUGUUGUUCACUUAUUAUUCCUUUUUGUUGUUGUUUUGCCGGAACGAAAAAGGUCUGUUGAACUUUGUAAGCGAGAGAAUAAUAUUUCUACAGCUUGUUUACAGGAUUAACAAUACUCGGUACAGCUUUUAAAAAAAUAAGCUGCUUUUCAAACUUCUAAAACCACAUUUUAUAGGCCGCAUACUUUCGAAUUAAAGUCCAUAUCUAAAUAUCAAUUAUUGCUUCACUGGAAGAGCUUUGAAAAUAUAUGAUCGUUUAUACUCUACCUUGAAGCAGGUGAAACACAACUCAUAAAUACGUGCGUGGUACCGUUCGCGAUAGCCGAAUUCGGUCAGAAAUGUCUUGAAGUAGCAUCCACACUAAAAUAUGAACCCUUAAACAGCUGCAUCACUGUACACAGCGUUUGAAUCAUGAAGAUAUUUAAUAUAAUGUUUCCAAACACCUGUAGCCGUAAUAAAAGACGAGCAAAUUGUAAAGAAUCAAGAUGGCGGUCUUAAAGUGCCCUUGUUCGACCUUUAGCAAUGUGAUUUUUAAGUAGAUGCCAAGAUCUCAUUGGUUCCUUAGCAUCAACUCAUAGUACCUUCAACCUUAUUGGCUCUUGCAACAAACAUCCGAACAUACAAAGUUACAAAGAUACAAAGCCACAAAGAUACAUACGCUCACACCACUGACAUAUGAGCUAUUUUUUCAAAACAGCUCAAUAAAUUUAUUUUUCUCUUUUUUAAAGGAAAUACCAACUCAUGUCUACUAGGCGCGUUGAAAAGAAAGAUGACCCUCUCAAGGGAAGCAGAUAUUUCCUUGAACUUGAGGUCAAAGAUCUUACCGAUGGUGCCAGCUAUAUCCUUGCCGAAUACGUGUUUCGUCCAAAGGAAAAAAACUACUCACUUUGUUAUCCAAAAGGCCUGCAAUGGAACAGGACAGCGGAUGUCUAUUUGAUCCUCACUGCCAAGAAACUGGGUCGAUGGGUUCAUCAUUUUAUUAAAAAUGUUGAAAAGGUCAUACAGGAAACAAAAGAUGAGCAUAUACAUGUGGUUAUUUAUGAUUUUGAAAGCCCUGAUACUGAUUUGAAAAAGCAGGCUCUCGAAAAGAGUUCUGUUAAGAAAUAUAAUUUCAUCACGAAGGCUGGGAACUAUUCUCGUACUGUUUCGUUCAGUGACGCAAUACAAUCGAUAAAAGACCCAAACGCCAUUGUUGUCACAGUAGACCUGCAUCUGGAUUUUGGAAGUCGGUUGAUUAAUGACAUACGGAAGGUAAGGUGGGGUAUGAUGGCCAGGCGUUAGCUCCUAUAACGGCCCAGCAUUCCCUCUUGAGAAACGAGGGGGGCUGGUGCCGAAAUUUGUCCCUCAAUGGCUCACGUUCGAUGUAUUAAAAUUCUAACAAGACUCCGAGGCUUUAGGAAUAAAAUUGCAAAUUUUUCACGCCUCCAUUGUCUCGGAAUUCCCAGAAGAGACUAGAUCACAAAGAAAACCAAACCAAUUAUAGAAAAAUGACCAGAAAGCAUCGGAGUCAUGUUAGAAUUUCACUAUAUCGAAAGAUGGAUAUUGAUUGUAGUAUCGUUGCCGGGGACGCACCGCACGGCGCCGGUCAGCUAUUGGCCAGUUUUUUCCCUUGUUUGUAGUAACAGUCCUAGAAGUCUUUGCGCAUGUUCACUCGGCCCAGUUUCCUCUCGUUUCUAAAGUGGCGAAUAUGGAAGACUCCACCCUAUAUUUGAGUCAUCCUCUCCCUCUCUUGGGCACGAUAUUAGGUUUGACAAUGGCAGGAGAAAUCACACUAAUGAAAUUUUACAGCCUUAAGGCUCUCUUAAAUUUGUAAACUUUUGUCUUUCUAAAGACUUUUAAGUCAUACGAAUAUAGAUUACUUAUGUUAGCACACGACCGUUUUUAUAACUUUUUACCCGUUCAUAUUAUUAAGCUGUUUACGAAAUAUGAGCGCAACCAUAACUUGCGAAGGAAAUUGACCUUUUUGUUACCAAAACCAAACACUGGAGUUCUUCGCAAGUCCACUUGUUUCAAAGCGGUAUCUCUAUGGAAUUCUCUUGACAAUCAUACGCGUGCAAUCUCAAGCAAAAAUGUAUUUCAAAACUCUCUAAGACGUAGAACUUCAUGCGAAUAGCUUAGUUUAUAGAUAUAUUUUUAAAAACAGUUUAAAUCUUUUUCUAAAUUUUAAUUAGUUUUAAGCUUUUUAUUCAUUUGUAAACUGUGUUUAACUUUUAAAUACACGACCACAUCAGCUUCGCUGUAAUUUUAUUUAUCGCGUUUAGAUAAAUGUUGUUGUUGUUGUUACUUGAUUGACAAUACUAAGUACUAGUAUUGUAGUACAGGCGACGAUGUUUUCUUGUAUUUUACUACAGCACUCGAGCCAUUAUACCUGUACUAUCCUGCUUUUUCAUAGCCGAUCUCAUUGGCUUCGUUGUAUUGACUAACCCUUUGUUGUUUCAGCACUGUAUUAAGGGAAGAAUGGUAUAUGCACCUCAGAUAGUUUUCCUGAAUUGCGAUGGAAGCAGCGCGUUGCCGAGGGGAUCUUGGUACCACUAUAGCUAUGGGACAAUAGCCACAUACAAACAGGACUGGGACAACUUUGGAGGAUUUUCAAAGGACUUUCUCAACAAGAUUACGUGGGGCGGCGAAGACUGGGACAUAAUCGACGGAGCUGUCAAGGGUGGACUGGAAAUUGAACGAAAACGUUCUCCCUGGAUUUACCAUUAUUAUCAUUCUAAAAAGGGAAUGUGGCAAAAGAAAAACGUUAAUAAAACGGCUCUUGCCAAGGGCAAUCCAAAAACCGGUCUUGCGGCAAAGAAGCUUCCUCCCAUGGUUAAAUCUCCACCAAAAAAGGAAAUUUCCACUAAGACAAAAGGCGUGGCCCAAAACAAGGCAACACCACUUCAUAGGGAUCGUAAUCCUCAAAACAAGGUCACCAGUCAUCAAACACUAGUCUCCUCUGGUAAACAGGCCCAUCUGCAAGCAGUAGGCAACUCGCCAAAAGAAUUCGCUGCUCAAAAAGGACUUUCUCAAAAGAAGGUUCCGAUCCAGAACAAAGCCCUUAACAAAAAAGAUACUAAUCAGUAG
Porites evermanni is the source of this 7758-nucleotide messenger RNA. NCBI's taxonomy places the organism in Eukaryota, Metazoa, Cnidaria, Anthozoa, Scleractinia, Poritidae. The record is from the annotation of a GenBank genome assembly.